AUGGUACUUCUCAUUCCUUCGCCGGAAAUAUCCAGAGUUUUCUGCAACCCUAAUCCCAAUCCCAAAAGCUUUAAAAUCUCGACGAACAUUGAUAAAUUUGGGUUUGGUUCUAGGGUUAGGGUUUCGUCCAAGGUUAGGGAUUGUACGGUUAGGGUUUCGGAAUUCGACCAGAACGUGAGGCUGUACGGACAUUUUUCGGCUCCUGUGAAGCGAGGAGGUUCGAAGCCGAGCAAAGAAGAGGAAAAGAAGCAGGAUUACUAUGUGAAUAUGGGGUAUGCGAUUCGGACUCUGAGAGAGGAAUUUCCUCAGCUGUUUUACAGAGAGCUCAGCUUCGACAUUUACAGGGAUGAUAUCACUUUCAAAGAUCCAAUGAAUACCUUUAUGGGCAUUGAGAAUUAUAAGUCUAUAUAUUGGGCACUGCGUUUCCAUGGUCAAAUAUUUUUCAGGGCCUUGUGGGUUGAUGUCAUUAGCGUAUGGCAGCCCAUGGACAAUGUAAUCAUGGUUCGCUGGACCAUCCAUGGCAUUCCACGAGUCCCUUGGGAUAGUCGUGGUCGAUUUGAUGGAACCUCUGAGUACAAACUUGACAAGCAAGGGAAGAUCUUUGAGCAUCGGGUUGAUAACAUUGCUCUCAAUUCUCCACCACCAAAGUUUCAAGUGCUGACCGUAGCGGAUAUAAUGCAAUCUCUCGGAUGCCCCUCAACCCCAAGGCCAACAUAUUUCAAAAUUUCAUCUUCUUCGUCUUCAAAGAGAACUUGAUGAUGCUUUAAGAUGUCCCAAAAUUUUGGCGUAUGCCGUGAUAUGGCCUAUACUUGAGUACAUAUUGAGCUAGGGCUUGGCAACUACUUAAUGGUAAAAGGUUGGCUCGGAUUGCAAGGGUGUUGCCCUAGUCGACACCGGCACUGCCAGACUUUGGUUGAUGAACUAGCAUUUCCGAAUAGAUUGUACUAAUCUGUUUAAAAACUACUCGUUCUGAGUGAAAGUAGUAUAUUGUACAACCCCCUUGUAUAUUCUGUAUAGUAUGAGAUGAUUAUGGAUUCCGUAGAAUUUCUCUCAUUGUAAUAUCGUAUCGUAGAUAAAACUGAGCACCAGUGAAAAACUGGCAUGAGCAAAUGACACUGUUUUGGAAUA
Messenger RNA from Pyrus x bretschneideri (Chinese white pear), 1128 nucleotides. RefSeq lists its product as uncharacterized. NCBI's taxonomy places the organism in Eukaryota, Viridiplantae, Streptophyta, Magnoliopsida, Rosales, Rosaceae. Bases 1 to 756 code for a protein of 251 amino acids. The record is from RefSeq and is a predicted model, not a curated record. The transcript is spliced from 2 exons.